CAGACUUCAAGAACAGUUGGUGAGCGAGAAGGGACAGUGACAAGAAGAAUAACAGGACCUUUCUUAUUUUUCCACUGAAACCAUGGGUUGGCAUGAUGGAUGUGUGCGUUGUAUGGUUGGGGUUCCAUUUGCUUCCAUCAUAGCCACAGUUCUUUGUUUUGCUGGAGUGGCUCUGUUCUGUGGAUGUGGCCAUGAAGCUCUUAGUGGAACAGAGAAACUGAUUGAAACAUAUUUCUCCAAAAACUACCAGGAGUAUGAAUACCUAAUUCAUGUGACCAAUGCCUUCCAGUAUGUGAUCUAUGGAACUGCAAUCUUCUUCUUUCUGUUUGGGGUUCUGUUGCUAGCAGAGGGAUUCUACACCACAACUGCCAUUAAACACAUUUUGGGAGAGUUUAAGCCCCAAGGAAUGAAGGGUGGGCUCAUUUCCACUGUGACUGGUGGUCCACCCAAAGGGAGAAGCUCCAGAACAAGGCAGCCUGUGCACACCAUAGAGCUGCUCUGCCGUUGCCUUGGGAGAUGGCUAGGACACCCUGACAAGUUUGUUGGGGUCACUUAUGCUGUAACCAUCCUGUGGAUCCUGAUCUUUGCCUGUUCUGCUGUACCUGUCUACAUUUACUUUAACACAUGGGUAACGUGCCAGUCCAUUGCUGUCCCAGGAAAGACUUCAGCCAGCAUAAGUACUCUAUGUGCCGAUGCCCGGAUGUAUGGGGUUCUUCCAUGGAAUGCCUUUCCUGGGAAAGUGUGUGGAACAAGUCUUCUAGCAAUAUGCAAGACAAGUGAGUUCCAGAUGACAUUCCACCUUUUCAUUGCUGCAUUUGUGGGUGCAGCUGCAACUCUUGUGGCCCUGAUACACGCCCUCAUGUGUCUGUCGGCCAACAGGGUGUACCAUCAGCACGCCCUAGAGACGGGGAAAACCCGGGAGACUCCACAUGCUGAGACCUCAGAGCUCACUGAGAUUCUUCCAGAGCCCCCCCAAAGGAGCGCAGAGAACCUGGUGUAAAGCACCUCUUUUGUUUGGGGUGUUCCAGGAUGGGAAAACAACUUUUAAUUGGCAACUUUAUUUAUGAGAUGGGGCACUUUUAUUUAUACUAUACCAGUUUAAUAGAUGAUGCACAUUAGUUCUGUUGAUGCUUCUUCUUUAUUUUUUUAAGGUUACAAAGUUCCUGAGCAUGUGUGUUAACAAAUGUUAAAAGAUCUCUCAUACAAUACUAAAUCCAAUGAAUGAUCCUAACAUAGCUAAAACAGACAUAAACCUUGUGCAUGUGUAUUCCUUUUAUUUUCCCAUUAUUAUUGUAAUUAUAUUAUUCUAUCAUCAUAGGUGCUCAUUAUCACACCCAUUUUGUUUAUCAACAUGGUUUCAGAAACUAUGCAUUAGUAUUGCUUGCAUUAUUAACAACUAAAUUUCAGCAUACACCUUUGUGUCACAGGAACAAUAGGGCCAAUUGACAAAACAUCUGGUUUCUAUUUAAUAAACAUCUUUGAACAAUGGAAGUGAACACAUAAUAUAAAAAUAUUUAACACUUACUACAUCACACUUUUUGCCUCCAUCUAAGAUAUUUGUGAUAAUAGCAUUUCAGAAGAAUUGCGUUGAGCAAAAUAGCUCAUUUGCUUGUAGAGCCUGGGAAGCGUACAGCCAUCUAGAGUUAGAAGUACAACCACCCACUUGGUUUGGAUAGGAUUUCAGUCUUUCUCUAAAUUAUGAUGACAAAAGUAAGAUCUGCAUGAAACUCACUAUCACCAGUGGAUGUCAGAGCCAGCAAAUGUUAAAAUAAAUAAAUAAAACUUAAAAAGCAGAA
Molecule: messenger RNA, 1796 nt
Organism: Spea bombifrons (plains spadefoot toad)
Lineage: Eukaryota; Metazoa; Chordata; Amphibia; Anura; Pelobatidae
Gene: PLP1
Product: proteolipid protein 1
Exons: 7
Coding region: 83-1000 (305 amino acids)
Biological process (GO): axon development; central nervous system myelination
Cellular component (GO): plasma membrane; myelin sheath
Molecular function (GO): structural constituent of myelin sheath
Source: RefSeq, a predicted model, not a curated record